CGGGGGGGUGGUAGGCGGCGGUGGGGAAGAUGGCGUACCAGAGCCUCCGGCUGGAGUACCUGCAGAUCCCACCAGUUAGCCGCGCCUACACCACCGCCUGCGUCCUCACCACCGCCGCUGUGCAGUUGGAAUUGAUCACACCUUUUCAAUUGUACUUCAAUCCUGAAUUAAUCUUUAAACACUUUCAAAUAUGGAGGCUAAUCACCAAUUUCUUAUUUUUUGGGCCAGUUGGAUUCAAUUUUUUAUUUAACAUGAUUUUUCUAUAUCGUUACUGUCGAAUGCUAGAAGAAGGCUCUUUCCGAGGUCGGACAGCAGACUUUGUAUUUAUGUUCCUUUUUGGUGGAUUCUUAAUGACUCUUUUUGGUUUGUUUGUGAGCUUAGUAUUCUUGGGCCAGGCCUUUACAAUAAUGCUUGUCUACGUGUGGAGCCGAAGAAACCCAUAUGUCCGCAUGAACUUCUUCGGCCUUCUCAAUUUCCAGGCCCCCUUUCUACCCUGGGUGCUCAUGGGCUUUUCCUUGUUGUUGGGGAACUCAAUCAUUGUGGACCUCUUGGGUAUUGCAGUUGGACACAUAUAUUUUUUCUUGGAAGAUGUAUUUCCCAAUCAGCCUGGUGGAAUAAGAAUUCUGAAAACACCAUCUAUUUUGAAGGCUAUUUUUGAUACACCAGAUGAGGAUCCAAACUACAAUCCACUACCUGAAGAGCGGCCGGGAGGCUUCGCCUGGGGUGAGGGCCAGCGCCUCGGCGGUUAAAGUGGCAGUGCCAACAACGAGACCCCGCUGGGGAGGACUUGGUGACACACCCAUUGGGAUUCUUUUAUCCUUUGUAUUGCAAAAGUGUGGACACUUUUGACAGCUUGACGGAUUUUAACUCCAGAAGCACUUUAUGAAAUGGUACACUGAUUAAUCCGGAAGACAUUUCCAACAGUUUGGCCAGUGGUUCCUCACUACACUGGUACUGAAAGGGUAGUCGCUUGGAGCCAAAAAACUGGAGAAACAAACACCCUGCCACCUCUAACGAACAAGUACAUGAGUACUUGAGUUCUGUGGGAUAAGGCAGAGCUUUUUCCUCCUCUUCUUUGGUAGAUGAGGCCAUGGUGUAAAUGGAAGUUUCAGAGAGGACAAAAUAAAACUGAAUUCCAUCUCUCUCUCACUGAAUUAAAGCUUUUGUGUGUGAUCUUUUAAAUUAUGAUACUGUAUUCUAGCUCUCCUGCAUAGGUCUGAGCUCAGAGCAGUUUACUAUGCCCGCUCUUCCUGUGUCUUCACAGCUUUUGACUGGAUUUCAUUUCACGAUUGGAAGUAUGUGGCUGUAUACACAUCUGACUAAUUCAGAAUGCCAGCUCCAGUAGGAAGAAGAUUUAGUUCUGUUGUCUAGGUAGUUUGUUCUCUGUCUGGGUUUUGCAGAACUUCAAGUUGUCAUAUAGUGUGGAAGAAUGGGGGAGGGUGGUUCUUGUGGCAGCAGGAAUUCAGCUAUAGGAGAGUCAGCUAUAAGUGGAAAGCUAGUAUGGCAUCUGCUUGCAUUUCUCCAGUAAGAAAUAUCUAAGGAAAGACAGGUAAUAGCCACGUUUUUGGAAAACAACAGGAAGAUCUUCUUUCAACCUGGAAAACAAGUUAGAGUGUUGACUUUGGAGCCAGAUAAACAGGUAGCAGUUAGGCAAGGAUCCAUUUCUCCUGGGUCUUUUGCUGGUUGACCUUUGACAUUUGCUUCAUGAAAAGCCAAUGAAUUUUACCUGGUGUACCUUCCCAAUCAGGCAGAAAUUAGACAGGGUCUGCAGAAGUAGGCAGUUAAUGCCUGUGGUUCAAUAAAUACCUAAAAUAUUAACUUCCCUCAGUUUCAACAGGUUUGCGUUCACACUGCUUAAGUAGUUCAGAGAACCCAGAGGAAUAAAACGGAUACCCCCAGGGAAGAGAUUAUUUAUUUCAAACAGUUUUCAUAAAUAGCAUGUAGGCACAGGAUCUACAUGUUCCCACUAGUUCCAGCUCACUUAAGUGGUAGCUUCCUAGAGUGUGAGAUUUUCCUCAGAAAAAUGGACAUGAGGUUUAGAUUAAACAUAGUAAAGAACCCAAGUGGGAAUUUUUGGAUUGUUUGUGAAAAGUAUUUUAAUAUCUUUAAAUGGAAUAUGCAUAAGUAAUGGAAUUUAAUAUACAUAUUUUACAUGUUGCUAGUCAGUAACUUUGAAUAUGAUUGUUGCAAUUUUAUGGAACUUGGGAUAAUAGGACUGCUUUUUUCUUCUAAGUGGUUUUAAAAAAUCUUUGAAGUUUAAAUGCCAAUCUUAGAAUGUAUAAUCCUUAUGGGAUUCUGAAAUUUUGUCAUAUCUUGUUUGUUCAGGAAAGCUUGAAUUUAAUUAGAAGGGGUUUUUUUUAAUGUUUAUUUUGGGGCUAGAAAUAGGUUUCUCUAGUUUUAUUUGUUCUCCCUUAGUUAACUUUGAGUUAUCCAAUUCAUGAAACUUUUGUGGUAAAAUUUUAAUCCUAAAAUCUGUUCACUGUUCAUUUAAGUAGGGGAUGUCUGUACAUAUUAAUGACUGGGUAAAUAGGGAACAAGUUUUGAAUUUAUGGCGUAAACACAG
Diceros bicornis minor is the source of this 2563-nucleotide messenger RNA. It is a transcript of the gene DERL2, whose product is annotated as derlin 2. The record is from RefSeq and is a predicted model, not a curated record. Gene Ontology annotation, molecular function: ubiquitin-specific protease binding; misfolded protein binding. The transcript is spliced from 7 exons. NCBI's taxonomy places the organism in Eukaryota, Metazoa, Chordata, Mammalia, Perissodactyla, Rhinocerotidae. The coding region runs from base 30 to 749 and encodes 239 amino acids. Gene Ontology annotation, biological process: endoplasmic reticulum unfolded protein response. Gene Ontology annotation, cellular component: Hrd1p ubiquitin ligase ERAD-L complex; endoplasmic reticulum membrane.